CAGAGGGCGCUUGUGCUUUGAACGCUAACCUCUGAAUUGCUUUGAAUUGCUCUUGAAUCGCACAAGGGUUUAUAAGUAAUAGUUUGACAUAAAAUAUAUUGAAGUAUUAGAAUGUAAUUCAGAAUUCAGAGGUGUUUAAUUGUUGCGGUUGUUCCAUCGAAUGCGUUUUAAUAUUAGAAAUAAGUUGGUGAUACGACAUAUAUCUGCACUAUAUAUCGAGUGUUUCAAUUAACUUGGUUCAAUUGAGCUUGGUUAACUGCAUACCGUCUAAUGAGGCUAGUAAGCCUCGAGCGUGUAAUAUAAUUGGAUUUCGUUAAAAUGGCGGUCAAAGAAAGACAAAGCGAGACCUCGUUCGACGAGAUAGAAUGGAAUGUGGAGAACGAGAUCCAACUUUUUUUUGCCAUGAACGGACAUAAGCCAGUCGGUAUCAAUAAAUAUUUCCACAUGGUGUGCAUAUGGGAAAAAUUUCGAACUGCUAUCCAUAAAGAUGUUCCAUUGAAAAUAAUUUGGGAUCAUUUAGAGUCCAUGUAUGACCUAAUGGCUUUAGAUGAUAUGGAAGACUUACCCUUUCCUAGUCAUGAGAUAGACUUUUCCUUACCAGAGACAGAAUUUAUAGGAAAACCUCGCAAGAAGGAAGAUCUGGUAGAGAUAAAACUGAAGGAACAGAGGGAUAAAUACAAAGAGAUUAAAAAAGAAAAGGACAUCAAAGAGAGUUUUAAGAAAGAUAGUUUGUCACGUGAAUUUAAAGGGAUGAAAGAAGUAGACAAGAAAAAAGAAGAGAUGAAGAAGUAUGUGAAGGAGGUAGAUUUGAAAAAAGAUAAGUUUAAGGAUGUAAAAGAGGCAAGAAAAGAACAUAAAUCUUCCAAAGGUCGUUCAAAAGGGAAAGAAGAUUUGGAAGAGAGCGUAUCGAAUGGAAAGAAGGAGCGUAAGGAUUCCGAAACUGGUCGUGAACUUAUGAAAAGGAUACCAAAGAGACCAACCAGACAAAGCGUUGAUAGUUCCUCGAAAGCAUCCUCCAGUCCACGGGAUACUCCUCCACCAAAACGAAGGAGAAUAUAACAGCUAUUGUAAAUAAGAAAGACACUGGUUGCAUUUAUGUUUUACCAAGCUUCAAUGGCAUAAUUUAUCAUAAAAUUAUAUGACAUGUAUUCUUUUGACAAUAUAAAUGUAUAUAUAGAGUAAGAUAAUUUUAUAAAAGGUUUAUACUGUAUACUGUAAAUAUACCAUUGUAUCUUUUUAAAUGUCUUUCCAAACUGUUUAUAUUUGAUAUGUUUGAUAAGAUUUAUAUAAUUUA
Molecule: messenger RNA, 1294 nt
Organism: Monomorium pharaonis (pharaoh ant)
Lineage: Eukaryota; Metazoa; Arthropoda; Insecta; Hymenoptera; Formicidae
Gene: MrgBP
Product: MRG/MORF4L-binding protein
Exons: 4
Coding region: 319-1059 (246 amino acids)
Biological process (GO): regulation of transcription by RNA polymerase II
Cellular component (GO): NuA4 histone acetyltransferase complex; nucleus
Source: RefSeq, a predicted model, not a curated record